Molecule: messenger RNA, 771 nt
Organism: Physella acuta
Lineage: Eukaryota; Metazoa; Mollusca; Gastropoda; Physidae
Product: G-protein coupled receptor GRL101-like
Biological process (GO): activation of adenylate cyclase activity; adenylate cyclase-activating G protein-coupled receptor signaling pathway; hormone-mediated signaling pathway
Cellular component (GO): plasma membrane
Molecular function (GO): G protein-coupled peptide receptor activity; protein-hormone receptor activity
Source: RefSeq, a predicted model, not a curated record
AUGGGGGUGUAUAUGUUUAUCAUAGUUGGAAAUGACAUCUACUACCGAGAAAACUAUGCAUUGUAUGAGUCAGAAUGGCGUCACAGCUCUAUGUGUACAGCUGCUGGUUUUCUUGCAACACUUUCGUGUGAAACGUCAGCGUUGUUUGUGCUGCUCAUCACACUAGAGAGGUUUUUGGUCAUUAGGUUCCCACUUGGUCCGUACAGGAUUAAACGCCUCAAAAAGUAUUUCUUACUUCUUGUGUCCUGGAUAGUUGGCAUCGUUUUGGCCGUUGUUCCUUUGGUGUACCCAGAUUGGGGCGUGUAUUCCUCUAACGGCAUGUGCCUUGGCUUGCCAAUGAUAAGAAACCAAGAAUCAGGAUGGGAGUAUUCAUUUGGGGUUUUCUUAAUUUUUAAUUGCAUCUUAUUUAUUCUAAUAGCCAUUGGUCAGUUGGCCAUCUUUCUGGCCAUGUCCAGAGAAAAACCUCAGCUCCAAAGUAGCCCCGACAGUUUAGCCAAGCGAAGACGUGAGAUCAUGGUCGCCAAAAACUUGUCCCUGGUUGUCAUGUCCAAUUUCCUCUGUUGGUUUCCUGUCUGCGUCAUUGGUCUAAUGACCGCGCGUGGUCACACGUUCAGUCAGCAGACGUACGGCUGGCUGGCUGUGUUUGUGAUGCCGCUAAACUCGGCCGUUAAUCCGGUUAUCUACACACUUCCGGUUGUGUACAAAAAAUGGGAGGACUUCAAGAACGGACAAAUGAGGAACACUCUAAGCCCACAUGUAACACCGAAUUGA